Messenger RNA from Leptosia nina, 255 nucleotides. NCBI's taxonomy places the organism in Eukaryota, Metazoa, Arthropoda, Insecta, Lepidoptera, Pieridae. The record is from the annotation of a GenBank genome assembly.
AUGCAGCCAUUUUCCAUAUACAGGAGUAAUAUAGAAAGCCUAAGAGAUUACUUUGGCAAAUUCGGCGAAAUCACAGAAGUAAUGGUUAUGAAAGAUCCCACAACGAGGCGGUCGAGGGGAUUCGGGUUCAUCACAUUUGGCGACCCCGCUAGUGUAGACAAAGUAUUAGCUCAAGGAACACAUGAAUUAGAUGGAAAAAAGAUUGACCCCAAAGUGGCCUUCCCCAGGAGAGCACACCCGAAGGUAAGCGAAUGA